This is a messenger RNA of Aureobasidium uvarum, 1569 nucleotides long. NCBI's taxonomy places the organism in Eukaryota, Fungi, Ascomycota, Dothideomycetes, Dothideales, Saccotheciaceae. The record is from the annotation of a GenBank genome assembly.
AUGUGGACUGCCACUCUCAUCGGUACCUUGACCUUGGGUCUUUCUGCCGUCGCGCUGCCGACUGCGGACAAUCCUAUUGAUCUUCAUCGCCGUCAGGACAUCAACUUCACGCUUGCCGACGCUGUCGCCGACGCAAGUGUCAUCAGUGACGGUUCCAGCAAUGCUGCAGGCAUCGCCGCCGUCGUAGCAGAUAUCAAUGCGAACCCUUUGCCUCAGAAUGUCGACAAGCGCGAUGCCAGCGGUUACAGCGCCAGUACAAACCUCAACAACGUCGCCAUCAAUGCACCUCUCAACUGCAACGGCGCCGAUACCUACAUGGGCUCCAAGAUGUGGAACGACCCUGCCAAUCCCUUUCUUGAGAAUCGUUGUGCUGCUGCCUGCACCGCUCAGAGUGCCUAUAACCUGGCACAUCCUCCUUCGAAUGGAAGCCCGAAGCUUUGUCAAUUCUACAACACCUAUCUCCUCCUCAAGAACGGUGUUUCCCAGGGACAGUACUGCUCCUUGUACACCCAAGCAUGGGAUAGUAGUAAGGCCACCAACAACGGUCAAUGGCGGGGAACCGACCACUACACGAUCUCGAACAGUGUCGUUGCCUCGAAUGCAACAAACACAGGUGAUGUCAGCUGUCCUCAGGAUGUGCCGUAUCUCAGCGCCAACGGUCAGGCUUUCUGCACAGCAUACCUGAGCUACGUCCCGCCUGUUGUGACCAUUACUGCUAUGAGCACUCCUGCUACAUCCGUAGUCACAUCUGUUGACACAGAUUACACCACCGAGACGAGCUAUAGCACAACAACUACCUUGGAAGUCUCUCUGUCGACCACAGUCUCGACCAUCUUCCAGAAGCGCGACUUGGCUACUCCUGCCUCUGCUAUCUCUUGGUCGCCCUCUCGUUUGUCCAAGGCUUGCGCAGCAGUCGCCACCGGCUCUACAACGACCACUACUGUCCAGAUUGCACCCACUCCCUUAUCUACAUACCUCACGACUGUGUCUUUGACGACAACCUCGUUGAUACAAUCUACAACGACCAUCUCGAGUGUGUCGACCGUAGUCGAUACAUUCAGCCCCACCGCUACCUCGCUCGGUGCCAACCUUGUCGUAAACGGUGACUUUGAGACCAAGUUUGCGGGAGAAUGGCAGGGACCGGUCAAUCGUUGCAACAACGGCGGCUACAGGAUUGGCAACCAAGCUUAUGCGGCCUUUGAUGGUACAGCCUAUGGCGAAUUCUACUACUACGCAUCCAACGUAUGCCCCGCCACUCUGAUCCAGACCAUUUCAGGUCUCUCGUCUUCCAACCGCUAUACACUUUCCUACUACCUCUGGCCCCGCACAGCCAACCCGGGCUCUGUGUGCUCAUUCAGCGUCACACUGGGCGGCAUCCUCAUCGAUAGCUUUACACCCACCACGUAUAUCAACAGGCCUCAGACGUACGUCAAGCACAAAGUUUCGGGUAUCGUGCCCAGCAGCAGUGCGGGUGCGCAAGAAUUGGCCAUUUCGCUUUGGUGUUCUGAUGGCGAUGCCGUGUAUGUCGAUUUUGACGAUAUUUCGCUGCAGCAGGAGGGUUACUCUUGA